AUGCCAUCCUGCAGCUUAGUCGGAGAAGUAAGUUCUGUUACGUCUACGUACAAGUGGGUGAUCAAAAACUUCUGCACCGGUUGCAAAAGCGUUGACGACCGUUUAAUAUCCUCUGAAUUCCCGAUAUUUAAUGCUGGCGUUAAAACUCUGUGGCUGCUGGAGCUCUACCCAAAGGGUAGUAACGAUUCUUCUAAAGAUUACUUGAGUCUCUUCCUCUAUAAUUUGAGCAAAGCAACUAUCACGAUAAACGUUUCCUUCGCCAUACUCAACGCCAAAAAUGAAGUUGCGUUCUAUAAGAUUUUCAGCAAACAAUCAUUAGACAAAGUCUCGUGGGGGUAUCCUUGCUUUGUAUCUCGCGAUUAUGUCACGAACAUGGAGAACAAGAUUUUGGUUGACGAUGAACUAACAGUCAUCUGCGAGAUAUUGCUUAACCCGAUCAAAAGAAAAGAUACCUUGAAAAUGGAAGAGGAAAACGAAGACGAUGAACCCGAGACUGAUGACGAGACAGAGGAAAAUAAAAACAGUCUGCGACUGUUGGAAUUCGACACGUUCGAGCGUCUAAUCACAGAGGAAGAUAAGUUCAGCUACGUGACUUUAAAAAUCGGUAAACAGACCUGGAAAGCUCACAAGUGUGUCCUGGCCAAGAGAAGUUCUGUUCUCGCCACAAUGUUUCAGGAGGACAUCAAGGACAGCGUCGUGAACAUCGAGAACGUCGAGCCAGAGGUGUUCAUGGAGUUUCUGAGAUAUGUAUACAGUGGAAAAGUCAACGACAUCAAGGAGAUCGCAAAAGAAUUACUGAUUUUGUCGGAAAAAUACAAACUGGAUACCCUGUUUCAAAUCUGCGAGACAACGCUAUCCAAUGACCUGGAUGUUAGCAAUGUGGUGAAGAGACUCAAACUUGUCCACACAUAUAAAGCUUUAAAUUUGAAGAAGACGGCUGUGGAGUUUGUUAUUUCCAAUGCAAAGGAUAUUGUUGUUAUCCCAGAUUUCAAAGAAUUAAAAGAUGUACCGGAUGUACUGUGUGAAAUACUGCAUAGCAUGGUGAAACGUGAUACUAAUGAAGAAUAA
Molecule: messenger RNA, 1068 nt
Organism: Nasonia vitripennis (jewel wasp)
Lineage: Eukaryota; Metazoa; Arthropoda; Insecta; Hymenoptera; Pteromalidae
Product: speckle-type POZ protein-like A
Exons: 1
Coding region: 1-1068 (355 amino acids)
Biological process (GO): proteasome-mediated ubiquitin-dependent protein catabolic process; regulation of proteolysis
Cellular component (GO): cytoplasm
Molecular function (GO): ubiquitin protein ligase binding
Source: RefSeq, a predicted model, not a curated record